UUUUUUUAGAGAAAAUGAAGUUUACAAAAUUCUUUAACUUUUAAUCUCGCGCAGUUCAUAGGAGCAUCAAGAGACCUAUAUUACAUGCUUUCAGAAUAUCUUCCCGGAGGCACACUCAAGUCAUACUUAAAAAGAAAUUCUAGGACAAAACUUUCUCUAAAUAUAGUUAUCAUGUUAGCGUUGGAUUUGGCAAAAGGGUUAUCAUUUCUUCACUCGAAAAUGAUUGUGCACGGCGAUGUGAAGACUGAAAACAUGCUUCUCGAUGAGAAAGGUCACUUAAAGAUUGCAGACUUUGGAGUAGCUCGCCUUGUCUCUUUGGUACAAGGGAAAAUGAUAGGACAGACUGGAACACUAGGCUAUAUGGCUCCUGAGGUAAAUGCAAAACUAGUGAUAGGAAAACCUUACGACACCAAAGGUGAUGUGUAUAGCUUUGGAAUUUGCUUGUGGGAAAUAUAUUGUUGCGAGAUGCCAUUUUCACCUUCAAAGUUUAGUAAGGUACGUAACUUUUAAUAUUGUUAAUCAGUCAUUAGGCACAAAUUGAGACGUGCUAUUCCCAAGUGUUGCCCGAAGUCAUUAGCUAAAAUCAUGAAAAGAUGUUGGUCGUCAAACCCGAUGAAGAGGCCAGAGAUGAAAGAUGUAGUUUCCAGUUUGGAAUGUAUAGACACGUUUAAAGGGUACAGUAUGAGAUAUACUGAUCAAGCUCAUUGCUCGUGCUUCUUUCCACAAGUCUACUGA
Chenopodium quinoa (quinoa) is the source of this 735-nucleotide messenger RNA. Its product is annotated as serine/threonine-protein kinase HT1-like. The record is from RefSeq and is a predicted model, not a curated record. Gene Ontology annotation, molecular function: protein kinase activity; ATP binding. Gene Ontology annotation, biological process: protein phosphorylation. Gene Ontology annotation, cellular component: plasma membrane. NCBI's taxonomy places the organism in Eukaryota, Viridiplantae, Streptophyta, Magnoliopsida, Caryophyllales, Amaranthaceae. The transcript has 4 exons.